This is a messenger RNA of Dicentrarchus labrax (European seabass), 2515 nucleotides long. RefSeq names its product zinc finger protein 32-like. Lineage: Eukaryota; Metazoa; Chordata; Actinopteri; Moronidae. The record is from RefSeq and is a predicted model, not a curated record. Gene Ontology annotation, biological process: regulation of transcription by RNA polymerase II. The coding region runs from base 219 to 1322 and encodes 367 amino acids. The transcript is spliced from 2 exons. Gene Ontology annotation, molecular function: RNA polymerase II cis-regulatory region sequence-specific DNA binding; DNA-binding transcription factor activity, RNA polymerase II-specific.
UUUUAAUAUAACAUGAUUAUUAAAAAGCCGUAUUAGUGUACAGAGAGAAGAGGUCGGUUGAGUGAGGGUCUGUCUGGCUGCCUGACACAAACCACCACGGUAUGUUUAAGGGAUCAUUUGACGGCUGAGAUUACUUGUUUCUCUCAUCAUAUCUGGCAACCCAGUGAGCAGCCAGUCUUCAGUGAGCCCGGACUGGAGGUCCUCUGUCACCCGCGGAAAUGUUCAAUACAGACAGACUAAAAGCUUUGGUCAGUGAGCGCCUGACAGCCGCUGCCGAGGACAUAUUUAACCUCUUUGAACAAACUAUUAAAGAGUAUGAGCAGCUUCGUUCAAAGGACGUCGACCAACAACGGAGGCUGGCCGGGUGGAAAGACCCCCUGCCGCUCUCUGUCCAGGAAGAGGAAGCUGCCUCUGAGCAGGAGGACUGUGAGAAGAAGACUGAGCAGUGUGAGGAUGACCAACAGCCUCUGCAGAUUAAAGAAGAACAGGAGGAGGAACUGUGGACUUCUCACACAGGUGAAAAGCAGGAGAAAGCUGAUACCAAAGACUCUAUGUUCAAUAUAAUUUAUGUGCAAAGAAGCGAUGAAGAUGGACCACAGUCCCCACAUGAAAACCAAGAAGAUGAAGAUAAAGGAGACCAUUUUCCCAGCAGCUCCUCUAAACAGUUGAAAUCAGAGGCUGAUACAGAAGCCUGCGGUGCAUCAGAGCCAACCAGUGACUGUCAGAUGAGUGAAGUCAGUGAUGAUGAAUGGAGAGACGGUGGAGGUGUAAACAGGAAGAAGCCACAGCAGGCCGAUGAGACAGCAGACAGGCCGUACACGUGCAGCGUUUGCAACAAGAAUUUCAGGAUUAAAUCGAUUUUGACUCGCCACAUGAAGACACACACGGGAGAGAAACCUUACAGCUGCAGUGUUUGUGGAAAGAGCUUCAUCCAGCGCUCCUAUCUGCAGACUCACAUGAACUCUCACUCUGGACAGAAACCGUACACGUGUAGUUUCUGCGGCAGAGGGUUCACGCAAGUUGGAAACAUGAACGCGCACAUACGGAUCCACACGGGAGAGAAGCCUCACAGCUGUACUGACUGUGGUAAAAGCUUUAGAGAGAAAGCCGAUCUUAUCAAGCACACAAUCAUUCACACUGGUGAGAAGCCCUACAUUUGCACUGUAUGUAGUAUGAAAUUCAGCGCUCAGUCUAAUCUAACACGCCACAUGAAGACUCAUUCGGGGGAGAGGCCAUAUUGUUGCACUGCCUGUGGGAAAAGAUUCAUUCGGCGCUCCCAUUUAAUCAUUCAUAUGAAGACUCACACAGGAGAGAAUCUGUAGACUUGAGAAAUGACUACGUUUGCUCCAUGGCAUUUCUUUGAUAAUUUCGAGGACGAGGACUUUCUUUCCACCUUCACAAAUACACCAAACCUUGUACAAACAUUUUCUCUACAAGUUAGUUGUUGUUGUUGCUGUAUAGUUUUGUACAGUACGUACAGUAUAGUUUGUCAGUGAUGCCCUUUGCAGUGGCCUAUUAGUAGAUGACACAUUUUCCUUCCUUCCCCAUGAAAAAAGCAAAACAAAAAAUUUGUUAGUUCCUCAAUACUUUCCACAAUAGACCUGUGCCAAUUUAUUCUGACUUUGUAAAUCUUUAUGAUCCAGUCAUAAAUAUGUAGUUUUGUUUUUUAAAGGCUCAGUAAUUUCCCUAAAAUAGCUUCCCAUAGCAGUUUUUAGCAAUUGUUACUCAAACAAGAGUAAAUAGUGUAUUUGUUGGGGACUAUUUUCAGACUUUGAUCUGUGGCCCUAUUAAGUAUUUCCUGCAGCAGGAAGGUGUGCGUGGGGGUGACUCAAAAUACACAGUACCAUCAUAAAACCUGACCUGUUUAUGACCUUUGUUGUAAUGAUUUAGACAAAGUUUUUCUUUUAAAUCAAGACAUCCUCUGGUUUUUUUAUAAUGAUGGGAUCAUAGAGAUGAAUGGAGACAGAUCAUAAAAAAGCAUUGAUGUAUUUUUUUCUCAUCAUUUUAUGUUUUCAUUUAAUCUUGUGUUGAUUUCUAAAGCAUAUUUUACUUUUAAAAGGUUAAACAACCACUCUGCCACUGAAAUGUUGUCUGUAUAUUGUCCACCUCAAGACUGAGAAAAAAUGUAAAUGUCCUUCAGAGAAUCCAAGAGAGUACGUUUUACUUUUGAGUACAUUUCAGAGCCUGUACUCAAAGUAAAAAGAAGUUUAAUCAGUACUUCUAUUUUUACGUCUACUGUGAAUGUGUGCUCUUUUGCAACCUCUGCCACUAGAUGCCACCAAAUCCUACCGACUGCUCCUUUAAGAAUGACAUUUAAGACUAUCAUCAUCCAUCAUCUAUUCUUUAUUUAAACCUUUUUCUCAAAACAUGUUGACUUUUUCCACUUCUGGAUAGCUGAAUAGCAUUUAUUUUAAGUUACUUUGUGUGUGUGAAGUUGAUUAUAAGCAAAUAAAUUAAGAAGAAUCUUCAAAUUGCUGCAGCUUUGAAAUAAAAAAAAAUCCACUUUGUAAAUCCA